Molecule: messenger RNA, 1977 nt
Organism: Mesocestoides corti
Lineage: Eukaryota; Metazoa; Platyhelminthes; Cestoda; Cyclophyllidea; Mesocestoididae
Source: the annotation of a GenBank genome assembly
AUGGACUUUGGUGGGCCCUUUAAUGAAGCCUUUUCAGGCAAGGCAUUUGCUACAUAUGUAGAUUUCCAACGAUCAAUCGAAGAAUUUCAAGAGGUAAUUCCAGUUGAUGUAAUUCCACUUUGCUGGAGCUCUUGGGUUCCGGUGUUACCGUAUGUUGUCAUAACCGAUUACACCCCACAAUUCAUGCAGACUUUCCCCUCUUUGGUAUUUUCAUCGUUAAGCGAAUUAGAAGAAAAAAUGGAAGAAUUUCAGUCUAAAACAGGCUGCAUGUACGCAAAACGGCACACCUGCCCGUGGCCAAAAGACGACUUAGAACACCAGGACGUGGUUUAUAAAAAGUUCGCUUACGAGUGUUUUCACUACGGUUAUUGCAAGGACGGCAAAGUUGUCAAGUCCUCACGCACUGGCUGCAAGUCGGUUGUGUUUGUGAGCUGUCGAAACAAUCUACUGCACAUAGCACGCUUCGACAUGCGUCAUAAUCACCCAAUUUCAGGUUCGUCUGGCAACGUGUACCGUCGCAAUCGUCGCCUUAAUCCACAACAGCAAGCAGCUGUCAAGGAGUUGCUCAAGGAGGAGCAACAGGAAUUCGCCCUGAAAGAAUACAUCCAAAACUCAUUUCAGGUUUACCUAACAACUGCCGAUAUUCGCAACUUAAAACGGAAACUACAGCCGAAGAAAACAUCUCGCAGUGUUAUGGGUCUGACGCUAAAGAAUUUAGGUGACGAAGGUUACGCGGAAGUCUUAACCGACGGAGAUGGCGUCAACCGUGUGGUGUCGUUCACGUCGCCUGCUUUGGUAAAAAACUUUAACAUUUACCCAGAGGUUGUCCAAAUACGGGAACUCCGUGGAGCCCCCUACAUGGUCUACCACUUCUCCGUUAUCGAUCGUGAACUCGUCAACCAGACAGUCAUGUUCUCCUUCGUUCUCGACCACGGCGUCUGCGGCGUUUUCGCACCAGUCAUUCAGUCCUUCAAACGUCUCAUGCAGAACCGGGUGGAUGAAAUCGAGACAGUUUUUAUUGACUCCAGCCCCACGGAGUGCCAUGCAUUUAGACAGGAGUUGCCCUGGGCCCGUCUUUUGUUCUACCAAAGCGGUGUUCUUCAGCAAGUGGAAGAUCAACUCGACGAUGACUCGUUUGUGCACUGCGACAAGAAAAGUCUCUUCCAGCACGUUCACUCGGCUCUGACGGCGCACGACCGUAGUGCCUAUUUGCAGGUUCUCGAGGAAAUCGCGUCCUCGUCACCGCCUUUUUGGUCAGUGGUCAACGAAACGUGGAUGCCCUACGCAGAACAAUGGGCCGAGCAUCUGCGUUUGUCCCAGCUAACCUUCGGCGUGGACGAAAGGGCUCCUUUCAGCGUGGAGACCUACGAGGCAGUGCUUAGAACCGACGAGAAUCUCGAUGUGUGCGCGAAGAAGCUGCUUGAAGUCGCCGUUCCACCGAAACCUCCUGGUGAGGUCGUCUGCAAGCGAGACUUCCCUGGUCAGCCCGACGACAUCCAGGCUCUGUUGCGUCUGCUCUCCGAACCGGUGGCAGAGCGACUGCUGGAGCACCUUCAGGACACGCCUCAAAUGACGGAGGUGUUGACGAGUUUGCCAGGGAGAAAGUGUUACUGCGCAUUCAAUCGACAAUGGCGACUGCCGUGUCACCACCUAAUGAGGGUCGCCAGACUGGCGUACAUCCCCCUGCCUAGCCUAUUGAAGGACUCACGUUGGCUGGAGCAGUGGCCGGCCGAAUACUCGGACGUGGGUCACGUCGCGGAGACGGUGGUGGUGGAGGAGGAGGACGAAAGCGAACUCGACUUCAUGUCUCCCAACGCGAAGCUAAUGAAAAUCGACCUUCAGCUGCAGAACAUCCAGGAAAUGGUAGUCUCGUCGGACGCGGACAAAUUCAAACGACGGCAAAGGGAGCUGAGGGAUCUUGAGAGUCGAUGGUUGAAGGAGGACGGGUCCGUGCCGGGAACAAGCCGCGGAUCGUAG